Messenger RNA from Kluyveromyces lactis, 3555 nucleotides. RefSeq lists its product as uncharacterized. The transcript has a single exon. Gene Ontology annotation, biological process: negative regulation of septation initiation signaling; rDNA heterochromatin formation. Bases 1 to 3555 code for a protein of 1184 amino acids. Gene Ontology annotation, cellular component: nucleolus. Gene Ontology annotation, molecular function: phosphatase activator activity; rDNA binding. Lineage: Eukaryota; Fungi; Ascomycota; Saccharomycetes; Saccharomycetales; Saccharomycetaceae. The record is from RefSeq and is a predicted model, not a curated record.
AUGUUUAAGUUGCAAGUUGUGUUGGUGCCUGCGGGCGCUAAUAGAAGUUUCAAUUUUGGUUUACCUUCUGUAUCAUCAGAAUCCUCUCAGUUUAUUCUGCCUGUCCAACAACAGGUUCUGCAACAGGGAGGAAAUGCUCCCCAAUUAGCGAAUAAUAUUCCGGCUCAGAAUGGAAUUGGGGCUCUAGACCCAAAUGUAUCAACAAAUACAGCGUAUCUUUCCAGUUUUAUGACCUCCCAUAUCACAAGACCGAAACUCAAAAAAUUCUUAAUAUUUACGAAACCAACAAAUACGUUAUAUCAGCUCUCGCAGGAAAUAUUAGACAAAUGUAACAAAAUUUACCCCAAUUUAUCAACAGAAUUAGAAAUCGAUACCUUACAAGAUGUAGAUGAAUGUGAUUUGGAUCCUGAUUUUGUCGUAAAAGAUGUGUUCAAUGUUUACAAUACAGUUCGCGUAAUCUUAAGAAAUGAUGUUGACUUAGAAUCUAAUCCAGAUAGGCAAGAAUCAUUAUACUCUUCCAAGAGAAGAAAGUUGAAUAACGGGAACUCUCAACAAAACACCUCGACAGGUGCAACAUUAGAUCAACCCGUAACAGUUGCAAAAAGGAGACCGCAAGCAUUAAAAAACUCUGCAUUGAGGAUAUCUACACCCUUGGCGCACCAAAUUUAUCCUCCUCCGAGUCAAAGAAAUCCGAAACAAGUAAAUUCUGACUAUGAAGAGGAUGAGUAUGGGGAUGAUGAAAUAGGUGAUAAAUCCAUUUUACCACCUCCAACUGUUCCUCAAUCCCCUCCAAUUAGAAUAAGUUCAAGUAUUGCGCAAAAACGAUUGAAAAUUAACGGCUCAGAAGAUACUGUGUCAAAAUCAGAAACAGUCGAUCCAAGUAAAGCUAAACAGCAAAGAUUACCAUCAGGCACUCCAAUGAAACCAAUGAACGUUAUAGAGACACCUAAUAGACCAGGUUUCUUAGCAAUGCCUCAGCAAGCACAGCAUUUGUUAAGAAUUAAUUCUACUCCGGUGGUCACCAAUAAAAGGAUUACUUCAGGAAUGCUACGCAUUCCCGAACCCAGGAUUUCGGAGAUGGAAAGAACAAUGCAUGAAGGUCUUUCUUCUCCAGCUGCUGGCCUUCUGCCACCUAAGUCAGCUAAAAUUCCAAUGAAAAAACAGUAUAUUCCUGACGAGCACGAUUCCUCUAGCUCUGAAGGAGAAUUUACUGAAGACAAAGAAAGCGUUCCGGUCCGAGUCAACUCAAAAGCUCCAUUGCCAGUUAGUGUGCAGAGUCGUGCACCUUCAUCCAUUGCCGAUGAUAACGGUUCUCCGACAAAGAAAAGUCCUCUAGAUGCUACUAAGCGCAUGAAUGUCAAAGUAGCUGACCUUCCACCACAGAGGAAAAGUUCUUUGGAGGCGAAAGUGGAAAAAUUAGCUAAAAAUGCAUCAGAACUAGUAGCUGAUAACCAUUUAUCAAGCAAUACUACGAGAAAAGAAGGGUUCAGUGAAUCGGAAUCUGAAAAUGCAGAAAGUGAAAAUGAGGCCAAUGAUACUGUAUGCAUUCAUCCAACUGACCGAAUGGAUGGUAGUUUCCAGAAAUCCGAGUUGCUCGAAUUAUUGAAGGGGUCUAAAUUCGAUGUCCCUCCGGCCUUCAGAAGAGCUGCUGGAGCUUUACAGGAAAAUGAUAUUAAUAAACGAUCGAGAAAACCAUAUCUUACGGUAUUAAACAAAGAUAUCGACAAUAGUGAACCUGAUCCAAGAAAUAUCCUACCUUCAAAGCUCCCAAGACAGGCUGCUCAAAAAGCAGCCCAAUUCAUCUCUACAGGAACCUCAAGGAGACCGUUGCAGUCUUCGUCUUCUUCUUCUUCUUCUUCUGCAGUCGUUAGUGAAGAACCAUCUUCAGAUAGUGACAUUGAAACAGAAAAUAGUGAUAAUAGCAUGGAUGAAGUCAACCUCAAAAGACUAAAUGUGCAUCCAUUAAGACCAGUUAUGGUACCGGUUGAGGAAACUCAGGAUACAAAUGAGCUUAACAAGACAAAUUCAGCUAAUUCAUCAUCAUCCUCUUCAGAAGAAAGCGAAAGUGCUGAUGAACCAGGAAAUGAGGAAGGAAAAGCUGCUGGUUCAGAAAAUCCACAGAAAUCAGAAAGUAAGGUCGACCAAAUGAAGAGUGUUUCCCAGCCUGCCAAAGUCACUAGCUCGAGGCUAAUAACAUUGAAGCCUGUUGAUACACCCAAGGAAGUGACGCCGUCGCCUUCGAUGCAGCUACAUGAUAAGAUAGAUCGCCAGCUUUCGCCUUCCCCUACUAGGAAUAAAAAGGAUUAUAUCUCCCCUGAGUUCAUAGAGGAUUCCGAUGGUGAUGCUGAAAAUGAGAAUAUAACAUUAUCCCAAAGAUCCCAAAAUAACAAAGAAAACACGGAACCCUCCUUUAACAAAGAAAAUAGCGAAGACAUCAAACUGAAGAAAAUAACACCAUCCGUAUUGAAAAAGAAGCAAGAAGCAGAACAAAGAAGAUUACAGCGAGAAGCAGCCAGAAAAGCGAAAGAGGAAGAGAAGGAAAGAAGACGGGCCGACAGAGAAGCUGCUAGAAGAGCAAAACAAGAGGAGCAAGAAAGAAAGAGAGCUGAAAGAGAAGCUGCCAAAAGAGCGAGACAAGAGGAGAUUGCUCGCAAGAAAGCUGAAUCUACAACGAAAAAAGGACCGAAAGAAACUAAGAAAAAUGGAGAUAUAACCCCCAAGGUAAUUGAGAGAGCAGAGACCGAAUCUUCGGCCAACGGCACACCUGCAAAAAAAGCUGCUGAAUCUGGUGUACAGUCACCUGACUCUCCAUCAAGAGCAUCAAAGUUAGACGAACUACGGAAUAAAUUCGCUGUUGGGAAAGCGUCCAUAACAGGUCCGCCUAAGAAAACUAUUAAUAAACCUAUCAAACUUCAGUUGUCUUCUACUUCAACCAGCAAUACAAGUUCAGAUUCCGACGGCUCUUCAGGUUCAGAGAGCUCAACUUCGUCAGAAAAUGAAACAUCUAUGACAAAAAAGACACGUAGAGGUAUUGUAGAUACUCCGAAGGGAUUAAUUGGCUCGAUCUCUAAAAGCGCUAUUGACAAAGGUACUUCUGAUCUGGAGAAUGCCCCACAAUCAACACAACAAAGCAACUCAUCCCCAAUUAAGGUUCCAGUCACCAAGAUGAUGGAAUAUGCUUCUCCAACCGCAAACAAAUCUUCUGCGAAGUCUGUUUUAGUUUCCCCUCCAUCCAAAGCUACUAAAGUCAAUAGACAAACAUUAUCUCGGAACUCAUUGAGCUCGUUGUCUGACUUAGUUUCUAGAGGGGUUCCAGAAGUCAAGGAAAAAUCUGCUGCAAAGACUGUUCCCCAACCCGAAAGUUCUAGUUUGAGUGAAGAGGAUGAACUUCAGUCAGGGACCGAUGAUAGUAGUGAUAGUGAUAGUGACAGCGAUUCGUCAGAUGAUGGAUCUGAUACUAAUUUUAUUAAUGCAAAAUCUGCAUCUAAAGCAUUGGGAAAGAAGAAAACUGACAGUGGUUUCAGUUCUCUAAUCAAAGACUCCAAAAAAAUAUGA